This is a messenger RNA of Anopheles marshallii, 2706 nucleotides long. Its product is annotated as endoplasmic reticulum metallopeptidase 1-like. NCBI's taxonomy places the organism in Eukaryota, Metazoa, Arthropoda, Insecta, Diptera, Culicidae. Gene Ontology annotation, molecular function: metalloexopeptidase activity. The record is from RefSeq and is a predicted model, not a curated record. Gene Ontology annotation, biological process: proteolysis. The coding region runs from base 1 to 2706 and encodes 901 amino acids. The transcript is spliced from 4 exons.
AUGGCCGGCGGCAGUAGCGUUCGGUCGAAAGCGAAAGGCAAAGGUGAAGAUAAUUCCCGCCGUUCAAUUCCUCCCGAUGAAGAUGCAGCUAAUCUUCAUCAGCUUGAAGCCCAGCACGGUAUCCUGGGUAUAGUGUUGCUGUUGUUUUGCGGUACCGCAUCGAGCUAUCUGUGCACCUACCUGCCGGAAGCACUGACGACAGCUGACCUAAGCCGCCAUCCGACCGCAUUCAUUGCCGAGCGAGCCUGGGACAAUCUGCAGGUUCUGAACGAUUUCGGUCCCAAACCGACCGGGUCGGAGGCGAACGAACUUGGCGCUGCCGAUUAUAUCCGGCGCGAGGUGGAAAAGGUGAAAGCUACCGCACACGCAGCACAGCUAGUGGAAACAUCGCAUCAGAUCAUUUCCGGCGCGUAUCCCAUUGCUUUUCUGGGCAAUCCGCUUACGAGCGUUUACCGGAACGCGCAGAAUCUCGUCGUGAGGUUGGCCGGGCAAGAAAACGAUGGUGGUUCAUUGAUGCUAAACUGCCAUUACGAUACUGUGGCCAGCAGCCCGGGUGCGAGCGAUGAUGGUGGUAGCUGUGCGGUGAUGUUGGAGAUCUUGCGCGUACUGUCACGGGUGCCGGAACGGAACCGCCACGCGAUCGUGUUUCUGUUUAACGGUGCCGAAGAGACGCCACUGCAGGCAGCGCAUGGGUUUAUUAGCCAGCACCAAUGGGCACGGGAAGUGCGUGCAUUCCUGAACCUCGAAUCGGCCGGUUCGGGUGGCAAGGAGCAACUCUUCCAAGCCGGUCCUCAGCAUCCGUGGAUGAUUGAAGCUUACGGUCGUGCUGUUCGGCAUCCGGCCGCUCAGACCGUUUCGGAAGAGAUCUUCCAGUCGGGGAUAAUACCGUCCGAUACGGAUUUUCGAAUCUUUCGAGACUUUGGUAACGUGCCUGGGAUGGACUUUGCGCAUACGAUCAAUGGAUAUCGAUAUCAUACGCGUUACGAUACCAUUGACUAUCUGACACUACCGGUACUGCAACGUACAGGCGACAACAUCUUAGCACUCACGCGCGAACUGGCCAAUGGUGACGAGUUGAGCCGUGCCGCCAGUGACACAUCCCUGUCCGAGGGAUACAGUGUGUUCUUCGAUGUGCUCGGUUUGUUCUUCGUGCACUACAGUGCCAGCACAGGUCGAAUAAUCAAUGUAACACUUGCCGUCCUGUCGUUGCUUCUACCGCUGAUGGAACUCUGCCGACCGGUUCGACGUGUUGGUGAACGAAACAUCUUGAAACAAACUUUGGUUGGUUUGCUGGGUACGGUAUGCGGGACUGCCGCAAGUCUCGCAGUGGUGUUGAUCAUUGCUAACCGGUUGGAUGCAGUCGGACGGGCCAUGGCGUGGUUCUCAACACCGUAUCUUAUCCUCGGACUGUACGGAUGUCCCGUUAUCCUGGUGCACUGUUUCGCCCAUCGGCUCUGUAACUAUUGGUUCGAUGAUAAGAAGACGGUGCUUAACCUCACGCAAACGGUUCGUUCUCGGUUGAUCGGAGUCAACCUUUUCUGGACGUUGCUGAUAAUCCCUCUCACCUUAGCCAACAUCCGUAGCGCGUACAUCUUCGUCGUAAUUCUGCUGCUCUCACUAUUGUCCACCAUCCUUACCUCAGUGCUUGGUUACCACCGUCAACCAAGACGCUGGCUUGCCCUGCAUCUGGCAUUUCAAGUACCCAGCCUACUUUGGGCGACCAAAUUUUAUCAUCUGCUGUUAAAACUGUUCAUACCCCUCACCGGACGCAUGGGUGCUGGGACAAACCCCGAGUAUCUGAUCGGUUUGUUGGUGGCUGGCGGUGGUCUCCUGUGCAUCAGCUAUCUUGUGCCCUUGGUUGGGUUACUUAAGCAAACUUCCGAACUGACCGCUCGUUUGACCGUUUUUGCGAUGAUUGCGUUUCUGCUCGGAUGCUGCACGCAGGUCGGCUUUCCGUACCGGGACGAAAGCAAUGGAGAACCAUCCGUGCAGAGGCAUUAUGUUACCCAUACACUGCAAGUGGCGCACAGAAAUGAUGGACCUGUGGUGAAAAAUUCUGGAUUUUUGCUUCGCGAAAUGGACCGAAAUGCGGUGCGCGUGAUUCGUGGAGUGGCUAAACCAUCCGAGGCUGUUCCGAUGCGGCAAAUGGAAACCUGCCGUACGAUGCUCUUUUGCGGUGUGCCGUUCUAUUCCAUCUGGCACCAGAUUCGGUUCAAUAAUUAUUGGAUAGAAGGUCCACCGCCGGCACUAGAAAAGCAUACUCUGCCAACGUUUGAUCUGGUUUCUGUGAAACAGCAAUCUACUACAACUCGACAGUACAGUUUUAGUAUUACUCACCGGUACCAAACCUGCGUCCAGUCAGCGCUGAUCAUUGCUCCUAGAUCAGGUGUCCAGCUGGUGGCAUGGAGCCUCAUGGAAACUGUACCGGGUACGAUGGAAUUCAAUGGAGAGCGUGCCCAUUUUGUGCUUAUAACGUACGGCUUGGCAGACGAUGCACCAUGGACGGUCACGUUCGAUUUCGAGUAUGAUCCAGAGAUGGCUCUGUCACAGGACGGCGGGCAGAAACUGUUUGAUGUGAGCUGGGUGAACACGUACUGGGAGUAUGCGAACAAGCACACCGAUGAUUUCCGAAAGUUUAUCGAACAGUUUCCGAACUGGGCACACGUUAUACCAUCGGUGGCCGUUGUGAACAUUACUGCCUAUUGA